Anisakis simplex (herring worm) is the source of this 228-nucleotide messenger RNA. The record is from the annotation of a GenBank genome assembly. NCBI's taxonomy places the organism in Eukaryota, Metazoa, Nematoda, Chromadorea, Rhabditida, Anisakidae.
AUGCAGUACCGAAAAAAGGUAUUGGAGUAUGCGCAUCAGCACGAAAAAGCCGCCGAUAUACUGAAGAUUAAACGUUAUCACGUGCCGGACGCGAAGACAAAAUCCAUCCCGACGGAAUACGUGGAAGAGGAUGGUGAGGAGGCGACCAAAGGGGACGGCAGGCGGUGGGAGGACGAUCGUUUAAUGGCUGCAAUAGCCAAAUAUGGAGCCAGAGAUGCUGCUGAAAAG